Giardia duodenalis is the source of this 408-nucleotide messenger RNA. Its product is annotated as Ribosomal protein L26. Gene Ontology annotation, biological process: ribosomal large subunit biogenesis; cytoplasmic translation. The record is from RefSeq and is a predicted model, not a curated record. Gene Ontology annotation, cellular component: cytosolic large ribosomal subunit. Bases 1 to 408 code for a protein of 135 amino acids. Lineage: Eukaryota; Fornicata; Diplomonadida; Hexamitidae. The transcript has a single exon. Gene Ontology annotation, molecular function: structural constituent of ribosome; RNA binding.
AUGAAGCUCAACUCCGCCGUCACCGCGUCCCGUCGCAAGUGCCGCAAGGCUUACUUCACAGCUAACGCAGAGACCAGGGCCAAGAUGAUGUCCUCGCGCUUGUCCAAGGAGCUUCGCGCAGAGCACAAGAUCAAGACCAUGCCCAUCCGCAGGGGAGACAUCGUCGAGAUUUUCACGGGUGGCCACAAGGGAACCGGGAAGGUUGUCGAGGUGCGCCGCAGGGACUACAAGAUCUGCGUGGAGGGCAUCAACCAGAAGGCCCGCAACCCGGAGGCGAAGCCCGUUCCGUAUCCCAUCCAUCCCUCCAACUGCAUAAUAAAGGAGCUGUACAUGAACGGGAGCCGUUACAGAGCCAUCAAGCGUCGCCAGGAGCGCAACGCUGAGCGCCUUGCGAGGAUUGGUAAGUAA